Messenger RNA from Carassius gibelio (silver crucian carp), 4235 nucleotides. RefSeq names its product gap junction gamma-1 protein-like. Gene Ontology annotation, biological process: cell communication. Bases 494 to 1936 code for a protein of 480 amino acids. Lineage: Eukaryota; Metazoa; Chordata; Actinopteri; Cypriniformes; Cyprinidae. Gene Ontology annotation, cellular component: connexin complex. The record is from RefSeq and is a predicted model, not a curated record. The transcript is spliced from 2 exons.
UGUCUUUGUGUGUGUGUGUGUGGAGGAGGGAGGUUGUGGAAAUCUGGUUUCUUGUUACAGGCUGAACAUCAACCCUGAUUUUGCCUUUCCUCUCUUGUUCUCCCCUCAUCAUUGUCUGUUCCCCUGCCGUCAGGGAUAUUAACCCACACAGCCUCCCACAUCAAAACCAUAACACUCCCCUCCUCAAACCACAACCCCCUCUGACCCAGUUUUUGGGGUAAAGGGCUAUUGUGCGCUUUUCUGAGAGUCUCCCCCUUGCGCAUUCUUCAUGGAGACACACGCUUUGUGUGCGCAUACAGUAUGUGUGUGUAUGUCUCUGGUGUUGCUGUAAGGUCAGUGGUCUCUGAUCUCCAGGGCUGCUCUUUAAAAGAGAAGAAAGGAGGAGGAAACAGAAAUGAGAAGAGGAAAAGCAGGCAGGGAAAGACAAUGUUGAGUAUGUAGUCUGUGAGCUGUGCAGUGUGGGAGGCUGUCUGCCCCGUUGUCGUCAGACGUCAUGAGCUGGAGCUUCCUGACACGUCUGCUGGAGGAGAUCCAGCACCACUCCACGUCGGUGGGGAAACUCUGGCUCACUGCGCUAGUUGUCUUCCGCAUCGUACUCACUGCGGUGGGCGGCGAAUCCAUAUACUAUGAUGAGCAGAGUAAGUUUGUCUGCAACUCGGGCCAGCCAGGAUGUGAGAACGUCUGCUACGAUGCCUUCGCGCCGCUCUCACACGUGCGAUUCUGGGUUUUUCAGAUCAUUCUGUCCGCCAUGCCCUCUUUGCUCUAUAUGGGCUACGCGGCCAAUAAGAUCUCCCACAACGAGGAACUGCGGGGCGGCACGGGGGCCGGGGCUCCAGCCGCAAGUGAAUCAGCAGGGGACGGAUACACUCAGCGCAGACCGAGAAAGAUGUACUUUGGUGCACAGCAGCACCGGCCAGGACAUGAGGAUGGGGAGGAGGAACGCGAGGACGACCCCAUGAUCUACGAAGUGCCUGAGAUAGACAACACGCGUCGUGGGUUGGUGCCACCGCGACCCAAACCCAAAGUGCGCCAUGAUGGGCGCCGGCGAAUACGAGACGAUGGUCUGAUGCGAGUGUAUGUGCUACAGCUGCUGACCCGCUCCGCACUGGAGGCAGGCUUUCUGGCGGGACAGUACCUGUUGUAUGGCUUUCGCGUGGAACCAAUCUUUGUGUGCUCUGAUAAACCCUGCCCACACCGUGUGGACUGCUUCAUCUCACGCCCCACCGAAAAGACCAUCUUCCUCCGAAUCAUGUACGGUGUCAGCUGCCUUUGCCUGCUGCUAAACCUGUGGGAAAUGAUUCACCUCGGAGUGGGAACUCUCCGUGACGCACUACACAAACGAAACGAAUCAACCACUGAUGAUGAGUACCAGCUCGGCUUGCUUGCGGCAGGGGGUGUGUCUGUCGGAGUCGGUGGGCCUUCACUCAGUGAGGGGGAACCAGGAGGCGGAGUUGUGGGCUGCGGACGAGAAGCAGACUACGUUGGUUAUCCCUUCUCCUGGAACACCCCUUCUGCGCCACCAGGUUACAACAUUGUGGUGAAGCCUGAGACGAUGCCAUACACAGACCUGAACAAUGCCAAGAUGGCGUGCAAGCAGAACCGUGCCAACAUUGCACAGGAGGAGCAGCAGCAGUACGGCUCCAACGAGGACAACUUCCCAUCUGCAGGUGAGGCGAGACCGCCUCCCAUCAACAAAGAUGUGAUACAGUUAGAGGCAGCGAUUCAAGCCUAUACCUUGCAGCACCAUGCUAGCAAUAACCACGACGAGAUAAACACCAAUGACAUAGACGAGAAGCCUCAGAGCAACAUCACCAAAGCACCACAGAAGGAGCGAAAGCAACGGUCCAAGCAUGGAAAAUCUGGGAGCGCUGGGAGCAGCAGCGGCAGCAGCAGCAGCAGCAAGUCAGGAGAAGGCAAACCAUCUGUCUGGAUCUGACAUUUGCACACACACUUGACCUUACACUGAGUGUUGCCCACUAUCAUCCAAUUCUGCAAGUUUUUUUAGACACAAAAUGUCCUGUGUAUCCCACGGAUUACAAAGACAUCGACAUAAACGAUUAGAAAAAUGCUGUAUAUCUUUUUGAAGUGUUUUCAGUGCCUUAAACAAACUCCAAGAAUGAGAUGGAUUUUUUCUUACUAUUUCUUGAUCUUCCUAAAAUAAUCUUGUGCACUCAAGAUUAUGUUGAGCUCUAAGAACAUUCCCUCAUAAUCCAGAAAUACCCAUCCGUUUUCAAAGUUGAGAAAGUCUUCCUAUCGGAUUCGUUCGGGAGAGUGAUGACACUACAAUCCGAUUCCAAACCAGCUGUCUUCCUUUUUCCAGUGUUAAACAAUAACUUUUGCAUCACAAUGCCAAGCUAUAACAAUGCAAUGAUACACCAAUGCAAUGGUGCUAUUAACUGUGGUCUUCCAGACCCAACAAACAUUGCGUGAAAUAAUCUGUAAAUCUACAUUUACAAACACAUCCAGUGCAAUUUAUUUUCAUAGCUAUGGGUGUUUGAGGAAGCAGUAUUUCUAGACACCAAGACUUGGGAUAUGCUGUUGAUGGAUCCACUUCCUACUCUGUUAUUGUACUAUCCCCUACUGGUGAAUAAAGCAUUUGCAGUCUAGUUUUAUCAGCCAUAUAAAUAUGUACAGGGUCCCAACCGUCCUAGAAAUAACAUGGAUUUUUUAAAGUGUUAUUUCCAGACCUGAAAAAAUUGGAAAUUAAUAUGAAUAAUUAAAUAAAAAAGGAAAGUAAAUUAAAAGUAAAUUAAUUUCAGUGCUCAGUUUUCUGCUUAUUUCUUUAGAUAUAUUUUUUUUAAAUCUUAUUUCUUUAGAUAAAAAUUACUCUUUUUGAGUUCAGCCAUUAUGAAAUUAUAAAAAAAACUUUAUCCAGUAAUUAAAUUAUGAAUUAAUAAGUUAAGGAGAAUAUCAUGGAAAUCCAUGUGCUCCUAAAGUGUGGGAAUCCUGUACUUUAGAAACAUGAAAUGAAUUGUCUUUCAGACUGAAUUGUCAGAAAGUCACUGUGUAUUGUUUCUACUGCUUUAGUGAACAUGUAUUUAUGGGAACAUCCUGUGGUUCUAACAGACUUGAUAUAGCAAGUAGCAGGUCUAAUUUGGUUCAAAUGGAGGUUGAGUUUUUAACAGUGACACUCUUCAGAUCAUUCAACAGAAAUAUCUAAGUUACACACACAUACACACUGUGUGAAGAGUCUUCCAUUCUCUCUCACUGCCACUUUCCAACUUGUGAGUCGUUUGCCUUUAUGUAGGAUGUUUCGAUUUGUGACAUUUGCCAUGGGAGACCAAUUACUGUUUGUCACAAAGACAUCCAGCUACUAUGCAGUCAUGCAGACUGAGGAGAACACGCCAUAAAACACUGCUGUGUGUGCCUGCGUGUGUGCGCUUGCGUGUAGCUGAAGACGAGGCAGCAGGAGUGAUUGCAUGAGUGCAUGUGACCAAUAUUUGAUUAAUGAAUUUAAAAAAAGAAAAAACCCUUUAUAUAUCAUCAUUUCAGCAGCAUUUUUUGAUGCAGAAGAUUGUGGCAUUAGAUUUGUGGUUUCUAAUCGAGACUUGACUUGUUUGUAUUUUUAAACAUCAAUUUUGGUUUCUUUUUUUAUUCGCUUUUUAAAGACAUGGAAUUCUAUUCAACAGUGCCCAUAUGAUUUAUUACGAAAUAAGUUUUGUAGGAUUUUGUAUAAUUUUGUUGCCUUUAAUAGAAGCAAAACAAACUAUGUGAUGUAGUCAACCAGAGAAAAUGCACUUCCCUUUUUUUUCAUAGUCAUAAUCGAAUCCGAUUUUGCAUGGGAGGGAAUGUUUUAGGGGAAUUUCCAAGGCGCUCUUUUCAAUGGAAAGCUCUUAAAAAAGAAAAAGAAACUGAUAUAUAGUAAGCUACUUAACUUCAGAGUUUGACACAUCGCUUUGAAAGCAAGUCUUUCUCAGCAGGCCACAGUGAAGUCUGAUGGCACUCUUACUGACGAGCGUUUGUGAAUGUUGAAGCAUGCAUUUCUAUUUAUUGCCCUUUCCUGAUUAUCAGGCCACAUUAAACCCUAAUGUGUUUAAUAUGACCUUUGUUUGUCCUGACUGGUAUGUGUUUCUAUAACUGUUUUUUUGUUUGAAAAUGAGGGAGAAAAAAUGCUUUUAAUGUGCCAAGCUGGAUUGUCCAGUGAUGUACAGUUAUUUCCAGUUUUGGAGAACCCUCUCUUUGAAUUUUGAAAUGCAUGUUCAGAGCUAUUUUUUUAAUAAAAAGAAAAAAUGGGA